GAAGGCUUGACAGUUGCAGUGCUAACUAAGCCUGUCAUAAUCACCAUUAUCAAUGGCAUGUGUGAUGGGCUCAGUUAUAUGCAUAGGAAAAACAUUGUCCACCAGGAUCUCAAACCUGACAACAUCAUGGUGGAAUACAACACUUAUCGGGCUGUCAUCAUUGACUUAGGACUUGCCAGAUUCCAAAAGAAUGGGGUUUGCUAUGGCACAGAAGGAGGCAAUAUGUGUUAUGCUGCUCCUGAGAUUUUUCAAGGAAAAUACAGAGACCAGUACUCCGAUGUGUGGGCAAUGGGCAAAAUCAUAGCAGAGCUACUAAUUGUGCCCAGAACUCAGGGACACCCCAUCCAGACUCUCAGCCAACUCAGAGUCCCCCAAGAUGAAAAAUAAAUAAAUAAUAAAAUUAAAUUUAAAAAAGCCAGAACUUUAUAAUAACUUAAUUAAUAACAUUAUAACUUACAUUUAUACCCUCUAUAAUGU
Myxocyprinus asiaticus (Chinese sucker) is the source of this 477-nucleotide messenger RNA. RefSeq lists its product as uncharacterized. Gene Ontology annotation, biological process: intracellular signal transduction; protein phosphorylation. The record is from RefSeq and is a predicted model, not a curated record. The transcript has 4 exons. Bases 58 to 387 code for a protein of 109 amino acids. Gene Ontology annotation, molecular function: protein serine/threonine kinase activity; ATP binding. Lineage: Eukaryota; Metazoa; Chordata; Actinopteri; Cypriniformes; Catostomidae. Gene Ontology annotation, cellular component: cytoplasm.